This is a messenger RNA of Fusarium tjaetaba, 912 nucleotides long. Its product is annotated as bZIP transcription factor (Fcr3). The transcript has 3 exons. Gene Ontology annotation, cellular component: RNA polymerase II transcription regulator complex. The record is from RefSeq and is a predicted model, not a curated record. The coding region runs from base 1 to 912 and encodes 303 amino acids. Gene Ontology annotation, molecular function: transcription cis-regulatory region binding; DNA-binding transcription activator activity, RNA polymerase II-specific. Lineage: Eukaryota; Fungi; Ascomycota; Sordariomycetes; Hypocreales; Nectriaceae.
AUGGAUUUCACCGGGCAAUACAACUUUGCCAACCCUCAGCCCUAUCACCAGUUCAUGCCGAUUCCUCCUCUGACGCCGUCGCACUCGCAUUCCGCCGGCUCCGAUGACUUCAAUGCAUCCCCGCCUGAAAACUACGACGCCCUCUCUGCCAGUCAAAAUGACCAGUUCCAGUCUUUCGAUUAUACCACAGCCCAAGGCUUCAAUGCAAACCCUCAUCAGCCUGCCUCUGGUUUUCCGGGCCCCCCGACACCUCCCGGCUAUGCUUCUCAGGCCCAAACCCAUCAACAGCAAGGAGGCUCAUUGAGGAAUGACUCUCCUGACGAGCAGUCCGUUGCCCGCGGAGGCAGCGAGGAGGACGAGAACCUAACUCCUGCUCAGUCUCGAAGGAAAGCACAGAAUCGCGCUGCGCAGCGUGCCUUCCGCGAGAGGAAAGAAAAGCAUGUUAAAGACCUCGAGGCGAAGCUUGCCGGCCUUGAGGCCGCCCAGCAACAAUCAUCCCUCGAAAAUGAACGUUUAAAGCGAGAUCUCCAGAAAAUAUCUACCGAGAACGAAAUCCUUCGUGCGACAUCCCGCAUGAGCCAUGGUUCCAUCUCUCCAGAGCCUGCAACCGGGCCUCUACGCUUCAAACCCACCGACUUCUACUCCAACGUCUUGCAGAACCACACAAAUAAGUCGCCCUCACACCGCAUUGUUACCUCAGACGAUGGUGAACGUCUCCUAGCUGCCGGUGCAACAUGGGACUUUAUCAUAUCCCACGAGUUGUUCAAGAAAGGCCUUGUUGAUAUUGCCGAUGUCAGCGAGCGUCUGAAGAACUGCGCUAGAUGUGAUGGCCAGGGUCCUGUUUUCUCAGAGCGUUCAAUCACCAAUGCCAUCGAACAGAGUGUCGCGAGCGGCACGGAUGAUCUUCUCUAA